UAUUUCUACGUAUCCGUACUACCUACGUACAGACGUCCCAAUCGCCUUGCUAGUCUGCGCUACAACUUAUAGACCACUACGCCACGUCGCUAGAACCUUGAAGGGGCGGGGCUUUGUAUAAGGCCGAGGGUAUUUCUCCGCGGGCAAUGCGCAAAGCAGCAUCGACUCUGGAGUAACUGGCAACGUGCUUAGACAUAAUGACUGACACUCCGCAGCCUGCGGGUCCUGGCGGCUUCCUUCCAUUGCAAUCUCUCCCUUCACCUGCUCCUAGUAGUGCCUCCGCGCGCUCAAGUGCGGCUUUGCCGCAUCCCCGCGCGAGAUCGCUCCGACCAGGUUCCAACAAGGAAGAGACGGUACGCCGGUACGUUGAGGAACGUCUCGCCAUUGUCAAUCGUCGUUAUGUCAAGAAGCAUGGCAAUGCUGAGCCCGGCGACGAUGUCAUAGGCUACAAGAGCUUUACGGAGCUUUGCAAGGACCUACAUAACGUCAUCGACGUCCUGUGGCUGUCCGGAACACCGAGCAUACAGAUUCCCUUCCUCUUGAACAUUGCCAGCGACUUCACGCAGUGGAUUGACGCCUUUACUCCUGCCCCGAGAGCUACCUUCUCCGUCUUGAAAAAGCUGGACCAUUGCUUCGCAAGCCUUUUGAUUGGACGCGAUAUCGAGACUAAAGACACCUUGCCCGGCUUUGAGAACGGCAUGAGAGCUGGCAUGUCUACGACAGAUAUGGUGCGAUGCCGUAGCUCGGUGGAGCAGACACGACUGGUCAUUGUGGAGGUCCUUAGCAAGGAGCCCGACGGAGACGACGGCACGGAAGACGAUGAGACUGACGCAAAUUCCAUGAAUAGCGACACUGAGCUGGAAGAUGCGAUGGACACGCCGUGGAUCGAAGACGAGGACAGUCUCUACAUGGACGCAGCACGAGUCUAUGAGCACACCAUUGUGCGGCUAGGUGAGAAGCUGGGAGAUGUAUUUGGACCCGCGGUUCCGGGCGCGAGCGGUAAUACCAUCUGCUCUGCAGGUUGAAUACUGCCUACACGGCCCAGCAAGUCCUUACGCAGGCCUCGACUUACAAGUCUAUCCAACUACGGCGAGCAGGCCGCAGUAAGAACAUGGGCACCUUCUACCCAGAAGCUGCACAUUGCGUGCUGCCUGACAUUGGUCAGAGAGAGCCAGGGAAUCUAGUUCACCACUCCACGGAACAGUUCAUGGAGCUGGUCCUGCCAGGACCGACAAUGCGACUCACAAGCAGAUGAAAUAAUCGCGUUGCAGUACCAGCAACCAUGAGUUGCCAGUUUUUCAAGCACACGACAGCAUUGCAGGAUACAUAGUACUACUAUUGAUGUUCUGUUGGUUUACUACGGCGUGGGUUGGCUGCACCGUAAUGAAACGUCUCAUUUUUGCUUCGGGAGAGAGGUCGACAACAGUUUCAUGGAUGAAGGUAGCACAUGAAUGAUACAGUCACGCGUUCUGACAUAAGGCAUGGCUAUGCGUAAUGUGGUGAUGCGAUGACUGGACACUGACAG
Colletotrichum scovillei is the source of this 1525-nucleotide messenger RNA. Its product is annotated as meiotic recombination protein DMC1. NCBI's taxonomy places the organism in Eukaryota, Fungi, Ascomycota, Sordariomycetes, Glomerellales, Glomerellaceae. The transcript has 2 exons. Bases 198 to 1025 code for a protein of 275 amino acids. The record is from RefSeq and is a predicted model, not a curated record. Gene Ontology annotation, cellular component: transcription factor TFIIH holo complex.